AUGUGGCCCGAUGAGCUGCACGCGGUGCUCAUGGUGGCAUCGAUUUGGGCGGUAUCUGCCACCCAGAUUUUCCCAUCCUGGAGGCACUUGGCCUGCCUGGUGAUGGGCCAGUGCUUCCUGAGCUUCGCCCUCUCUGCCGCGGAGGUGUCCAGUGCCUACGUGGAAUCCCUGGACUUCCCAAUGGACUCUCCCACGGUGCGGUUCGACCUGGUCAUCUUCAACAUCGCGCUGCUGAUCAUCGGCACCACCGUGGCUCUCGGCUCCCUUGGUCCGGAGAAGGACGGGAAGAGAGACACAGAAGGCCUAUCCUUGGCGUCGGCGCUGCACUCGCAGGCCUUCGAGGAUGACUUGGAGAGAAGGAAGCGCGCAGUCCUCACGGCGCUCUGCGACACCGUGCUGACCACGAACGCGCACUUCGCGGUGACCUGCAGCAACGAGAACGCAGACAAGCUCUUCAAGAGGCCAAUGCUGCACGAGAUCUUCACGGACUACCUGAAGGACAACGCCGAGAAGGUGAAGUUCCUGUCCUCCAUGAAGAAGCAAUUUCCAGAGGACGACUCCCUGAGCGAUGGGCCGAAACGCCUGCGGGUCACGAUGCGGGAUGCCCAGGGCAAGCCCUUUGAGGCGGACGUGGUGGUCUCCGAUGCCAGUACCAACGUGAGGACUGGGAAGAUCUCCAAGCUGAUGGUUGGCAUGCACGUUCGCCCGGAGUUCCGAUCACAGAUCCUGGCAGAGGCCAAGCGCCGCUGGAGCAAAGGCGCCUCGGAUGGCGUGCAGCCUUUGGCAGCCGCAGGUGAUGUGCUGGGCCUUGAGAAGGAGCGCGCCGGAGCGGCCAAAGGAGCCGAGGAGCAGCGGAUCCAGCAGGAGCUGAGCCAAGAGCUCCUCUCCGUCUACACGGAUCUCCUGCGCCGGUGCGACGGAGCGGGUGGCCCGGACCGAAGCGCCCAAAGCGCGCUGGAGUCAGGCGGGCCACCCAAGAUCCGGCUGCACCGGUCCAACUACGAGUCCUUCCGGCAGCGGGGCUCCGGGCUGGGCAAUACCCGGCCGAAAGCUGAGCGGGCUGUGGAAAGGGGUCUCCGCAGUAGAACAUGA
Molecule: messenger RNA, 1092 nt
Organism: Effrenium voratum
Lineage: Eukaryota; Dinophyceae; Suessiales; Symbiodiniaceae
Source: the annotation of a GenBank genome assembly